Molecule: messenger RNA, 3383 nt
Organism: Mercenaria mercenaria
Lineage: Eukaryota; Metazoa; Mollusca; Bivalvia; Venerida; Veneridae
Exons: 5
Coding region: 66-3023 (985 amino acids)
Source: RefSeq, a predicted model, not a curated record
CAUAUUAAUCCAUAAAAGAGAUGCGAAAUGCAGAAUGACAAAAUCGUUUGAGGAAUAGUGUAAAGAUGGAGAUCUCUAGUUACUCGGACAUUGAUGUUGGUGUAGAUCUGAAAUCUGGAGCCAAGUCACAUAUUCAAUUUCUAUCUCGUGUGAAUCAGUAUCCUGGUUUGUAUGGGGGACCAGUGCUGCACAAGGCAAUAUGGAGAUAUGGGGAACUGUGGCUGCCACUGGCUGCUGAAUAUGCAGAUAAGGUGUUAUCAGCACCUUUGGAUAUAGAGUGGGUGUGGCACUGUCAUCUGUUGGCUCCUGUGAAAUAUGUGGAGGACUGUAAAAAUAACUACAACACAGUUAUAGAGCACACAGUAAGAGCUGGGGAGGUGUAUGAGAAAGCCCUAGCAGAAUCAGAACAGUACUGGAACCAGAAAUACCCUGAUAUACCUUUCAAAGUGGAUCUUGUAGAUUCUGAUGCUGAAAAUAUUCAGAAUGUAAGGUCAAGGUCAUUUGAAUUUUCGUAUGACCUUGAAGCAGCAGCUGCAAGACAGAAAAUGUUUUAUUAUCAAGUUUCUUUGCCACAUUAUCUUGAUAUCAAAUUUCUUGAAAAAGGACUACUCCGGUACAAAAAAUUUCUGUUCUUAAAAAGCAGAAAUCCGGAUACCUUCCUAGUGCCUUGCUAUGACAUUGACUUGUUGUGGCACACACAUAUGAAUUUCUCCUCAAGCUACAGAACAGUUACAGAACUUCUACUAGAGAGAGUAUUAAAUCAUGACGACAGCGUUAAUGACAGAAGUGAAGGGUCAAAGUUGAACACAUCUGAUGCCAAAACACGACAGCUCUGGAAAACAACUUUCAAUGAACAUUUUGCUUCAUAUGGUGCUAUGUGGCGUGGGGAUCCUCCGGAGGGGAAGUUGCAUACAAUUACUAUACAGGACUGCUUCCGUCUUGUAUCAAAGCAUACAAAUGUCAAGUUUGACCGAAUUGAAAUUCAAGGACACAGGAAAGACACCCUUACAAAGUUUAAAGUUAUUAUACGAGAGAGAGAUAUAAUUGUGAUGUCCGGACAUGUACAGGGCGAGAAGGAAAUUGUGGAUAUUUCAGAGAAACUUUUCACAUUGAAAGGGCCUCAGUUAACCUGGGAAAACUGCGGAAAUAUCAAGAAAUGUUUACACUGUUUGAAAUCAGAUAAUCUGUGCUUACAAAUCUGCCAGGGACAAUCUGUACUUUGCUGUUCAAAUGGCACCAGUCAGAUAGGUGAAGGUCAAAUAGACUUAGAUACCAUUGCAGCAAAGUUUGUUAAAGUGAAGCAAAGUAUUUCUGAACAAGUCAAAGUUGAUGUAGAUACAGACAUAAAUGCUGAAGUUAAAAUGACCUUGACUUUGACAAAAUUGGGUCAUUGUGAUUUAUGGCUGGUACCUGGCACAUAUGAAGAAUGUGUGAUGCCUGAGCAGAUAGAAUCGUUGUGGGGACCAGUUCCGUUGCCAAGGUUACCACCUGGUGUACCUAACAACUGCUCUGUGGCUUCUCAUAGAUUGAAGGAUUACAAGAGCAAAGUUCAGUUCACAUGUCGUGUGGUCCACAGUCUUCCAUUGAUGAUGUCCUCUGUGCAAGUUUUCUACCAUGACAAAAUGAUGGCAGUUGCUCAUGUACUUGGAUCAGAUCAGAUACCCAAACCAGAGGAUGUUGGUGAUUUACAGUCGUGUGUGACCCUGGAGCCUAAAAAAGGAGAGAGAGCCAUGGUAAUCAAGAACUGGGAAGGAGAUUGGGGAAUUAUCAUAGGUAGAUGGGACGGUUAUAAAAGAGGAACACCAGCAAAACGAGGGACACGCACUAGUGCUGGUAGGCCAGGAGCUGCUGGUCGUCCUGGGUAUCUUACCUUGCUUUUCUACAAAAUCAAAACCAAGAAAUGGGAGCUGCUCUCAAUGGAGGACCCCUAUGCCACGGAGGAAUUCAGGUUUAAGUUUGCUGAUGCCAAAGUAGAUUUGAAAGUGGGUAAAAUCAGUAUUAAUGGAGAAAAGAAUGAAAUUGCAGAACAUUUAGCUCUGACUUUUUGUGUUUCCUUGCUGCAUGUAUUCCUUCAGCCUCGGCCCACCAACUGGGAGCCCGGGGAGAGUCUGGAGCCCGAGGUGAGUAAACGAGGAGCUCGUAAUGUGAGGUAUGUAAAGUCAGAGAAACUCGCUUUAAUUUUAGCAGCUGGUCUGCUGAUUGCUACACCAUCAAAUCAUUUCAUUAGGAAGAAGAUGAAAGAAAGAUCUGAAGGAUUUGGAUGCGGAGGAUUAAUUGUAAGUGAUUAUGAAAGACAUGAAUCUGUCGGAAAUGACCAACAUGGAGAUGACCAAGGGUUUUCGGCUUCAGCUUUUGGAAGUCAUAGAGAUGAGGACCAGGCUAAACCUGAGGACAUUAUGACUCAGUUAUUGGGAGAUGAAGAUGAAGGGGAAACAGGUGAAACAAAUCAUGAGACAUUGAUGGAUGAACUUUAUGGGGGUGAUGAUGAUCCUGAUGAUGUUGGGGGUCAUGAAGCAGAUAAUAACUUUGGAACAAAUAACUAUGAUGAUAUGUAUGGGGAUUUGGGUGGAGGAGACUAUUAUGGAGAAGAUUUCAAUACGUUUCUUGGUGAUGUUGAUUUUGGUACCACUGGAGUAGAUGGGAAUGAGGCUGGAGGAGGAGACAGUGGAUGGAGUUUCGGUUAUGAUGAUGGUGGUGUGGGUGGUUGUGGGGGAUGUGGAGCAGCUUGUGGAGGAGGAGGAGGGAUAUUUGGUGGUGGAGAUUCAGGGGGAGGGGAUGGAGGUGGUGGUGGUUUUUCAGGAGGAGGAUGGAGUGGGGGAGCAUUUGAUAGUGGUGGAGCAUUUGACAGUGGAGGUGGGGAUAGUGGUGGAGGGGGUGGUGGAUGGCUGGAGGGGUUCAGUGGUAUGGAUUCGGGUGGAGGUGGAGAUGGGGGAGGCUGGGGUGAUGGAGGUGGGGGUGGAGAUGGUGGAGGUGGGGGCGGAGAUGGAGGAGGAUGUGGUGGCUGUGGAGGUUGUGGUGGGUAGCAAUGUUGUAGUGACAGAUAAGACAGCUAGGUUGUGUUAACAUAACAGCACAGAAACAAGAAUUUAGGUUGAGAGCUUGAAAUUUGUUUGCAUGUGAUUCAGAUUAAAAGGGCUUGGUGCUAUCAAGGUUGUAUAAUAAUUAGACAAUGAUAUAUUUUUAGCUUGUCUGAUUUUUAGCUCACAUGUCACAAAAUGACAAUGUGAGUUUUUGUGAUCGCGCAGCGUCCGUCGUCCGUGCGUAAACUUUUGCUUGUGACCACUCUAGAGGUCACAUUUUUCAUGGGAUCUUUAUGAAAGUUGGUCAGAAUGUUUAUCUUGAUGAUAUCUAGGUCAAGUUCGAAACUGGGUCAACUGCUAUCA